This is a messenger RNA of Talaromyces marneffei, 1809 nucleotides long. RefSeq lists its product as uncharacterized. The record is from RefSeq and is a predicted model, not a curated record. Gene Ontology annotation, molecular function: zinc ion binding; DNA-binding transcription factor activity, RNA polymerase II-specific. Gene Ontology annotation, biological process: regulation of DNA-templated transcription. The transcript is spliced from 4 exons. The coding region runs from base 1 to 1809 and encodes 602 amino acids. NCBI's taxonomy places the organism in Eukaryota, Fungi, Ascomycota, Eurotiomycetes, Eurotiales, Trichocomaceae.
AUGAACGAGACUCGAAAUAACAACAAUAUCACCACCGCCGCCAACAACAACAACAACAACAACAACAACAACAAUAAUAAUAAUAACGACAAACCCAUCAACCCGAGAUCCCGUAUAUUCCGCCCAUGUCUAACAUGCCGUCGGCGUAAAAUAAGCUGCGACAAGACCAGGCCCAAAUGCAAGAGAUGUGCACAAACCGGCUAUCAGUGCGAAGGGUAUGGCGAAGAACGCCAUUUCGUCUAUGUCAUCCCAACCCGAUCAGCAACCCCAUCAGACAGUAGCGACAGCGGUCAGCCCAGUAACAGAAGCAACAGCAUUAGCAACAAAGACAGUCACAACUCGAAAAAGGUCACACUCCGCUCAUCGCGACAAUUACCGCCAGACCAUCUGCAACAACAAAUAUGGAAACCGCAAACCGCACAGCUGCGCCCACCACGACUUUCCCGUAUGAUGACCUUAAACUCGUCCGACGUCAACCGUUUACAGAUGGUAUCCUAUUUCAUCGAGCGAUAUAUGCCCGACCGCAUGGCACAGCGAACUGAAAAUAUUACAGCAAUGACAUGGUUGAUGGGUUUACCGAAUUUGUUGGGGAAAUGGAAAAUAUUGGAUAUGUCCCUUUCGGCUCUAUCACUUGCGUAUAUAGGUGAUAUGCACGGGAAUAAACAAACUUCGCGACAGGGAGAACAUUUUUAUAAUCAAGCAUUGCAACAUAUGAGAGGCCAAUUGGCUCGGAAUCAGAUAGAUGAAGGGAUGCUUGCGGCCUGUAUCUGCAUGUCAAUAUAUGAGAUCUUUCAUACAAGCGAGGGCGGAACAAGCGGGUGGAUGUUCCAUGUCAAAGGCGCUUGUCGAUUACUCGAGCUCAGAGGACCGCCAUCGCCAUCGUCGCCUCUUGACAUGAAUCUCUUUCGUCGAAUCCGAGCUGUAGCGCUUUGGGAUUCAUACGCCAGUGGUAAAACGUCAUUUUUGGCGAAGCCCGAAUGGCGAGGUCUUUCCGACACACCCUACGACCUGUUACUAGAUAUCCUUGUCCGUCUCACGGGAUUACUCUCAAAAGCAGAGCAUAUUGAUAGCAUGGCCGCAAGUGGCCUUGAGGCUGGUGCAACAGCAGCCGCUCAGAAAUUAAUGUGGAAAUGCCAUGCUCUACGAGAUGAUUUGGUCACCUGGUACGCAGAUUUCCAGACCAAAGAAACCGGGCCACUAUUCUAUCUAGAGCCUGAAGAGCAACAUCCAUACCUCGACCCCGACUCCGAUUUGAAUGAUAUAUUCCCGGAUAGCGUCACAUUUCAGACCCCAUAUAUAGCCCAAUUAUUACUGUUAUACUGGUAUGGCGAAGUCGUCGUCCAUAGCGCCAUGUCAACUGCCCACCGCCAUCUCUGGGGUCCAAGCCCCAGCACCGAAACACCAUCCCCCGCCUCUUCCUCCUCCCCAUCAACAACCUCCUCCGUAACAACGGAGCGCCUAACAGAAGCUCGUCAGCAAAUGACCAUGCUCGAAGGCGAAACCCUCGCAAACAUUGAAACAAUCGGCGAAUACUUCGCCGCAAAGAUAUGUCAAGCCAUGGCCGGUAUUGGACGAAAUAGUCUUCGCGGUUAUGGGUUUCAGAUCGGCAUGGUACCGCUCUGGUCCGCUCAGCAGUAUUAUUUGAAUCGGUCGUCGCGCAAGUACAUGUGGUGUCGGACUGUGCUUAUGAAUUUUGGCAGAAAGGGAUUUGUCGUUGGGCAAAGCCUGGGGGCGUUGGCUUAUAGGCAGUAUCCUGGUCGAUAUGUGGGCAAUAAUACUAGUUCAUCUAUCGAAGAACUGAUAUCAUAG